This is a messenger RNA of Sphaeroforma arctica JP610, 1031 nucleotides long. RefSeq lists its product as hypothetical. Lineage: Eukaryota; Ichthyosporea; Ichthyophonida. The transcript is spliced from 3 exons. The annotation marks the transcript as partial. The record is from RefSeq and is a predicted model, not a curated record.
ACAGACCAAGCGGGCGGCAAACUCGUCACGCCGCCUACAAGCACACGCCAAAACACUGCCGUACACGACCAACCCAACACACACACCUCAUGUACCAAGAAGCAGGAGAAUAAGGGGGCCAAGGGUCUGCUGAGCUACUUCCAGCCGGCACAGACAUCUAAUAGUGAAACACCCCAGGCAGGAGCUGACAAGCCCAGCAGUAGUACCAGAAAUAUUAGUACCAAUAGCGGUACGCAUACCGGGAUGGGUACGGGGGAGGGUAGGUAUGCGGGUCAGGGUACUGGGAACAACAGUCGGGGCGGAAACAGCCGGGGCAGUACGAGUACUUACGCGCUGAACCGAAACAAUAGCGGCACAAGCAACCCUAGCACCACCACUACCACUACCACCAACACCAGCACCAACAUCACCAACAACAACAACGGUGAUAUUACUGGCCAUGGCAUGAGCAAUCAGAACCAGGCCAGGCAUAUCAUCAACCUAGUGGAUGGUUGUCAUGGUCCUGUGACGGGGUUCAGCGCAGCCGCACCCCCGCCCAAACGCCCACGAACGGCCGGGGGAGGCAAGCCUGCGAGUAGUGUCGAGCAGACGGACGUUAAGAUAACACAGGCCAAGUCACCGACCCAAGUAUUGGAGCGAAAGGGUACCGGAAUAGAGCCCCAGAAACGAAACGGGACGGGGGUUGGUGCGGAUGAGAGGCGAUGGAAUGAGGACCGGGAUGAGCUACAUGCACAUGAGAUGAAUUCACGAGCAGUGGCAGAGGUCACACAGCAACUCAGUGAGGCAACGAAGGACUUGGAGAGGCAGAAACGUGAGAAUGCCAAACUGAUACGCAACGGAUUAGACCUGACCAUGAAGAACAGCGCGCUUGUUGAACAAGUCGAGGUCUUGGAUGAAAGGAACGUUCGCGCACGCACAGCCAUCCAUCGAUUGUUGGUUGAAGAAUACAGGAGGCGACGCACUGAUCUCAAGACAAAAACAGACCAGAACAAUCUCAAAUUGGUCGCCAUUGCGCACAAACGGAAAGGUAC